GGGCCGUGCAGUGUGAAAGGACCCUACCCCUUACACAGUUAAUUACAGUACCGGCACGGAAAAAAGCCAUCCGGCUUUUUCCAGGCCGGCAAAAGCCGGCGUGUGUUUCAGCCCUGAUGAUUUACACUGGCUGACUUCAAAUUUGCAUUUCACCUGAUAUUAAUCAGCCACAGAACCUGUGUAAUCCAUGAGCUUUGUGGUUUAAAGGGACAGAGGGAUAUCCAGUUACCAGUGAAUUAACAUCAGGUCCAAAAACCGGGCGUAUUUCUGACUUUUUUUCCGAUGUUUCACUGAUUUCUUUUUUUUUCAGGCUAUCCAAUAUGGACCUCCCGAAAACUCACAAAUGGUACUGUUUCCGGAGAUUUGGGCGCUGAUGUCUCAGAGAAAGGAUCCCUGUCAGAAAGCAGCAUGUGCAAUCCAAAAGUGCUUGCAAGUGAACAAUUACAUGGAGAGCAAAUGUGAGCACGAAUUCCAAGCUAUGCGUAUCUGCUGUGCUAAGCUGGCAAACCAGAACUCCGUCUGCUGCUCUGGCUUCCAUAAGCAGCAAGGAACUAUCGAAGAACCUAAACAAAAACAACUUCUAUGACAUCAACAGCUGUCCACCUAGAACUGGAACCUGCAGUUUGUGACAGUGAUUUAUAAAAUAUUAUAGGACUCCAAACAAUUCCAAAUAUGCCAAGAGGGUUCUGUUCUCUGUAAAGCCCAGCACUGGAACUUUUGCCACUUUUUAAAUUUUAUUUUGUGUUUGUAUAAUGUAUGCAUCUGUAAAUACAAUAAAAGUAACUUGAUUUUAGUGAA
Messenger RNA from Pseudophryne corroboree (corroboree frog), 798 nucleotides. It is a transcript of the gene CMC4, whose product is annotated as C-X9-C motif containing 4. NCBI's taxonomy places the organism in Eukaryota, Metazoa, Chordata, Amphibia, Anura, Myobatrachidae. Gene Ontology annotation, cellular component: mitochondrial intermembrane space. The record is from RefSeq and is a predicted model, not a curated record. The transcript is spliced from 3 exons. Bases 344 to 586 code for a protein of 80 amino acids.